UGCUACUGAUAAUUGGUGAUUAAUAUUCCGAGCACCGAAAACUAAAAAAUACGUUUAAGAAUCUUCUGUUCAAAUGUUGUACGCUCUAAUCACCCUGCUACUAUCGCUUUUGGUUGCAUGUUUACUCAUACUAAUCAACCGUUGCAGCGAAAAUGCCGCUGUCAGCCGCUGAAAAACAGAGACGCUACAAAGAAAAGUUAAAAAAAGACCCGGAGAAAUAUGAGGAAUAUAAGAAGAAAAAAAGAGAAUGCUACCACGCCAAGAAGAAGUUAGUGAAGGACCUGACUCCAAAAGAACACUACAAUGCUAAAAUAAUAUGGAAGUUAAGAAAAAAGAAUUUAAGAGAAAAAAGAAAAAAUUUUUCGUUGUUGUUGAUUCAUGAAAAUAUGAAUGAAUACUUUCUGUAAUUGUUAAGAGCAAACACUGUUUAGAAUCUGUUCUUUUAUUUCUUUUGAUAAUACUUAAUGUUUUCUAUUAUAGAAUUACAAUAAUUAAA
Messenger RNA from Leguminivora glycinivorella, 496 nucleotides. RefSeq lists its product as uncharacterized. The record is from RefSeq and is a predicted model, not a curated record. NCBI's taxonomy places the organism in Eukaryota, Metazoa, Arthropoda, Insecta, Lepidoptera, Tortricidae. Bases 153 to 407 code for a protein of 84 amino acids. The transcript is spliced from 2 exons.